This is a messenger RNA of Plasmodium gonderi, 3399 nucleotides long. RefSeq lists its product as hypothetical. The transcript has a single exon. Lineage: Eukaryota; Apicomplexa; Aconoidasida; Haemosporida; Plasmodiidae. The coding region runs from base 1 to 3399 and encodes 1132 amino acids. The record is from RefSeq and is a predicted model, not a curated record.
AUGGGAAAUUUUAACGUAUUAGUUGCUAUUUUUUGCUUUGUACUUUUUUGCUUCCCGGUACUGUAUUGUGAAAAGUUUCAUGAUAAAAAAAUUAAUCUAAAAAUAGAGUUAGUUGAUAAGGAUUUGUUGUUAUCACAUGAGCAUUUGAAGAAAGAGAAGAACAUAAUUCAAAAUGGAAAAAAUAUUAAGAUUAAAAUUUUUGAAAAAAUAAAGGAAAAUAUCCUUGAAAGGGCCUUAAUUGUUCAAGAAAUAGACAAAAUUAAAAGUAUAAAUGAGUCUAUGAGGAAUAAUAGCACCGCAAGUUUACAAAACUUGAGCGACACAGAUGAAGAUGACAAUGCUGAUGAUGACACUGAAUCUGAUGGUGAGGAACAGCAAAGUGAUGAUGGUGAGGAAUAUGUUGUACAAGACGAAAGCAAUAUGAAAGUAAUAUCAACGGAGGAGUCUAUUGAGAAUGAUGUUCAUAUGUUACGUAAGGUUUAUCAGAAAAACUCAGGUGAAGAAUCUACUAUCUACUGUUACAUGAGGUAUACAUUUAAUUUAAAUUUAGAAAAAUUAAGUGAAAAUAAUAAGAGUGAGUUAUUUAAAGGAUUAGAUAAAUCUCUAGAUUAUAUGUCCUUUUUGCCAAAAGGUGAUCAAAGUAAUGAUACGGAAGAGAUACUAGACCAUGAAUACAAGAAAAUGGAUAGAUCAGUCGAAUCAAAUGAUUCUAUCUUAUCAAAUGUCGAGCUAAAAAAUGAUAAUAUUAAUUCAUGCAUCAAUUCGGAAUAUGUCGAAACUAUUGACUACAUUAUUAACUACUUAGAUAGUGCGGAUAGUAGAAUAAAUAUUCCUUCAAUCGUUAAAUACAGAUUGGAAAGUGAAAGAGAUCAUUUAAAAGAGUGCAAUCAUGAAUCAGAGGCAAGAGAUAUUAAGUCGACAUCGAUGUCUGACACGUCCGAUAUCAAUAUUGAAAAUGUUUCACUUUAUGAAAUACUAGGAAAUUUAAAAGAUUCUUUUAUGAUGAAAAAAAAGGUAAUAACUUUAUUAAAGAAUAGCAACACAAAUGGGGAAAAUGGUCAUAUCGACAUAAUCGCAGAAAAAGAUAUAGAUGAAAUUUUCAUAAACUCUGUUAGCAAAAUAUUUUAUUGCUAUGAUAUAUUACAGCAUGAUGGAAAAUUAGAUUCUAUAUUCACGAACGCAGGGGAGGAAGAGGCAGAAAUGGAUGUACAAGGAGAAACAACCCAAACGAAAGAAGUAGGUAUUAAAAGUCACCAAUUUAUAUAUUCAGCAAGUGAAACGAUGGAGAAGGGUUCUUGGGAAAGCACAAAUAACGAGUGUGAAAUAUUUUUCAAAUCAAUUUUACAAAAUAAUAUGUUUGAAAAUCAUUCGGAUGUUUCGGAAAGUAUGAAAAACGAAAAUUUUCAAAUGCACAGAGAGGUAUUACAAGGCAAUGGAAUAAUAAAUUCUGAGGAGGAAGACAAAAGAUAUGAAGAUUCCUCUUUUAAUGUUUCCUCAGGUUUUCCUAUAUCUGAAUCUGACUCUAUGAAUUUGUUCAAUGAAGUUACGGAUCAUGACGAUUACAGUAAUAAGAUGAUUGGUAAAAUGGACAAUAUUGUAAUGGAUGCAUCUACCUUGCAAGAAAACCGAAAGUAUUUAGGAGAUAAUGAAUCAUUUGUUCACAUAUCAGGGGAGAUUCAAGAUUAUGAACUGGGGGACGAAUACGAUGAUGAUUAUUAUGAAGACGACGAAGAAGUAGAAGGCGGACAAGAAUAUGAUGAUGAGGUAGACGACGACGUCGGAGAUAUGGAAGAAUAUAAUGACGAUGUUGAAUACGAUGAUGAAGAUGAUGAUGAGUACGAUGAUGAUGAAGAUGAGUACGAUGAUGAUGAAGAUGAGUACGAUGAUGAGGACGAUGAUGAUGAAGAUGAGUACGAUGAUGAUGAAGAUGAGUACGAUGAUAAGGACGAUGAUGAUGAUGAUGAUGAGGACGAUGAUGAUGAUGAAGAGGAAUACGAAGAGAAAUUCAAUCCUUCAUCUUUAGGAGUUAAAAACACAUUUAGUAAUUUGUUAAAAACUGGGUCUAACCAUUUAAUAGAUAAAGCAACAAACAAAAUUUCUAACGCUAUAAGUAAGAAUUUUAACUUAGACCAACUGUCAAAUAAAGCUAAUAAAAUGGUAGGAAAAAUUAAAAAAUUAACUAAGAAGAGUAUUAAUAAAUCUAAGAAGCACGUAUUAAACGGUGCUUCUCGCAUUAAAAAGGAAGGAAAAACAUUUGCUAAGGAGGCAAAAAGGGUAGCGAAAGAAAAUGUGAAUAAACUUAAAACUGAAGCAAAAAAUAGUGUCGAGAACCUAAAAAAUGUCGGAAAGAAUGGCAUGAACAAACUUAAGGAUGAAACAAAAAAGAAAGGCAAGCAUCUCAAAGAACAAGGGAAAAAUGUCGUUCAUAAUGCUGUGAAUGUAGCGAGCGACGGUGCUAAUAGAAUUAUUAACAAGGCCAUAAAUGGAGUUGAUAAACUUAAAAAGGAAUCGAAAAAAGGUAUAGAAAAAGGGAAAAAAAAAGUGAAAAAGGUAGCACAAAAAGGGGUCAAUAAAGCACAAAAGGUAGUACAAAAAGGGGUAGACAAUGCACAAAAGGUAGCACAAAAAGGGGUCAAUAAAGCACAAAAGGUAGUACAAAAAGGGGUAGACAAUGCACAAAAGGUAGUACAAAAAGGAGUCGAUAAGGUACAAAAAGGGGUAGACAAUGCACAAAAGGUAGUACAAAAAGGAGUCGAUAAGGCACAAAAAGGGGUAGAUAAUGCACAAAAGGUAGUACAAAAAGGGGUAGACAAUGCACAAAAGGUAGCACAAAAAGGGGUCAAUAAAGCACAAAAAGGGGUAGACAAUGCACAAAAGGUAGUACAAAAAGGUGUUGAUAAAGCACAAGAAGGUGUGGAUAAAGCUCAAAAAGUGAUUCAGUCAGGCAUUGACAAAGCACAAGCGAGUGUUGAUAAAAAGCAGAAGAACAUGGAAAAAACCAAAAAAGAAAAAAAAAAAAGCAGUAGUGAAAGUUUCAUUAAUAACACAGCUGGAAAAAGUAAUAAAAAGAAUAAAUUGUCUAACAAUGUUUUAAAAGAAAAUACAGUAAUGUCGAAGGAUAGAUCUAAUUCAAGACAUAAUUAUAUAGGCCCCUUGGGGAAAAAAGGUUUUGCUACACACGAAACUUCGUUAUUAAGUGUGUCUGAAGAACCAAAUGAAAAUACUUUAAAUAGAAAAGAAAUAAAAAGUGAAAUAAAGAAAAUUAACAAAGAAUAUAAAAAAUUGAAAGAAAUGGAAAAAAAAAUAAAGGAUGAAUUAAAAAAUCCAGUGCCUUCUGAUAAACAAAUAAUUCAAGAAUUUCAUGAUUUUGAAAAAUUGAGUGAAAAGAAGAAGAAAUAG